This is a messenger RNA of Clarias gariepinus (North African catfish), 558 nucleotides long. RefSeq names its product parathyroid hormone-like hormone b (gene pthlhb). NCBI's taxonomy places the organism in Eukaryota, Metazoa, Chordata, Actinopteri, Siluriformes, Clariidae. The transcript has 3 exons. Gene Ontology annotation, biological process: bone mineralization; osteoblast development; adenylate cyclase-activating G protein-coupled receptor signaling pathway. The record is from RefSeq and is a predicted model, not a curated record. Gene Ontology annotation, molecular function: hormone activity; peptide hormone receptor binding. Gene Ontology annotation, cellular component: extracellular region.
AUGUAUGGGGUUUAGCGAAAUGGUCAUGAGAUGCGGUACACACUGAACUACUCUGCUAGAGAACAGAUAAGGAUCUGCAGAGUUUUGUGGACGAGCAAGAUGCUAACGCAGUGGAGUUUUGCUGUGCUCUUACUAAGCAUCCCUUUACCUGUCCAAGGGCAAGCCAUACAUGCUCUCAGCAACAGAAUGAGACGGUCAGUGAGUCACGCCCAACUUAUGCAUGACCGAGGACGUUAUUUGCAGGACAGGGGAAGACUACUCUUGAUGCAGGAGCUUUUCAACCAGGCAAACACUGCCAAUGUGUGGGAACCUCCGUCCAGCAGUGGAGCCAACAUCCAACAUGUAACCUGGAGUGCCCAAGAUGCCAAGGACUUUCUUUUAAACAUUCAGAUAGAGAGCGCAGGCACAAUCGACACCCUACCACAGGAGACCAACAAAGAGCAGCCAGCUGCCACUAAAAGAAAGAAGAGGUUAUGUUUGGGGAAGUGGAGAGAGAGCAAUAAACGAAGAAGACGGCCAUGCUCGUUACAAGCCCAAGCAGCGUUAAGACCUCACUAA